ACCCUUCGUGAUGUCUGAAGAUAAGCACUCCUGUACCUUAGGGGCUAUAUUAUGCUAAUUUGUAUUUUUGUCUUACGCUUACUUCCUCUUUUGCUGUCAGUUACUGUUGGAAACUUUCAUGGCAGGGAAUUCCCUUGCAUAUACGAUAGUGUUAUAAGCCCUUUGGACUGUUAACUAGCAGUAAGACAGGAAGCUUUGGACAGAGAUUGAAUACAGAUAGAACCCAGAAGAGAGAGUUUUAACAUAUCGCAUGUUGAAGGUCUUUAUGACUAAGUCACAAGCUGUACAGAUGGUUAUGUAGUGGUAGUAGUAGUAGGAGGACAUUUUUUUGGUUAUGGAUAGAACUGACCAGUGGGCAUCAUAUCCAUGGGCUGCUCACUUAAUGUCCCCUCAGCUGGAACAAGGUGCUGGAUAAACAGGUAGAAAAACACCUGUUAUUAGGAUAAAGCAGACUGGAUUGUAUCAGAGGAGAUUGACAGAAGGGGCUGCUACUCUGCAGGGUUGUUUGUAUACUGCCUUGUUUGUACUGUCCAGUAGUUAUCGCCAGAUCAAGUUUUGAUGAAACACGAGUGAACUUGUGGAGUGAAGUUGUCAGCAGACACAUGGUGAAUGGUUGUUAUACAUGUUCAACAGGGCUCUUUAAGUGACAGUUUUUGUAAUAAUGCUGACAGCAAUACAUGUACAAGGAAAUGAUAUAUAUAGAUAUUCAACUUGAGCAUUUAGGGGAUGUACUACUAAGUGACAGUCUCUCUUAACUUGCCUGUUGGGUAGGUGUAUAUAUACACGUGAUAAAUCAUAACCUUUCAGCCUGAUUCAGUGGAAAGUGCUCUUCAGGUCUGUUACAUAGAUAAAACUGUAGUUUGAUAGAGCUAUAGAAUGCAGCAACAGCUCAUUAUUCCUGGCUGAACAAAAAUGAUGUAUACUUUUAUAAACCAUCCUACAGAGGGUUAUUAUGGAGUACGUCUGGAGUGAUGUGAAUGGAUAGUGACAUCUAAAUGAUUUGACAAAUGGUGGCACUGAAAAACAGGAAAGUUAUGUGAAGAAAUUGAGGCAGCACAGAAAAAAAUGUGCCAUGCCAGUGAUCAAGAAUCAUGAAUGAUAACUGAUUUGGGUUUCUAUCCUCCAUAUAUACUCAGUGAAUCCAGAGAACAGUGGUUAUUUUGAACUAGCAGAGGUAGAUGUUAAUUAUUAUAUGUGCAUUCACAUCACAUCUUAAGUAUCUCAAACUAUAACAGUGGAACUCCUUGAUGAUGAAUCAGGAGAUAAACACUUAUUUUAACAUUUGUUUAUGAAGCAGGCUUAUAUUCAGCUUCUUAUACUGGUUGCUGAAAACUUUUUCAAAUAUGCCAUUUAAAAAGUUCGCAGAGAGGAUUUUGGGUCGCCGGCCACGAGCAUGGACAACAGGGCAUACACCUGAUCCGGAUACAGUGUUUCAAAACUAUGAUGUGCCUAAACCUGUGGUGAUAGAUAUGGCGUAUGAUAUAGCGCUGAUAUAUGCUUAUGAUGCACAGCAAUGGGUAGAUUUCAUACAAAGUCUGUUGGAGGGUAUAGAUGCUGACAUGAAGUCUAAGAUCUACAGUGCCUCGCUGGACGAGCUGACCCCUCCACUGCACCCCAAACUAGUCAGCAGCAUUGCACAAGCAAAGGCCCAGGUGUUCAUACUAUCCCCACAGACUUUGCAGUUCCUAGAGGAAACCCCACUGGAUGAUUUUGAAAGUUUGUUUCAGAAUCCACACAAGGGGAUUGCAGUGUAUUUAGGUGUAGAUCAGGAUGACGUUAAAGACUGUCACGCAGAAAAAAUUCCAAGUUUUUCUCAUUGGACAAAAGUGUAUGAGGUUGGAGAAACACCAUGUGAUGUCAAGAAAAAUUUGUUGGCAAAAGUCAUUGAAACAGUAGAUGCCCAGAAUUGUGAAAACUAUGAAAAUGUGGCUGAAAAUACGCCUCAAAGCAUGCCUGAUUCUUCUUAUAUGGACAUGACUGUUCACAGCGGACGGUUAACUCCUGAUGAAGGAAAAACACAUACUGAAGUUGACAAGCAGCAUGUAGAUGAGGACGCUUUGUAUUUUGAGAUGGGUAACACAACAGUCUCUGAUGAGGCCCCCCUGUAUUUAGAAAUGCAGUCCCCCAGAAGUACAGCAAAACCACCUGCAAAUCAAAGUGCAGAGACCAGCCGGCCAAAAAGGUCAAUGGAAAAGAAAUCCAAAAGAAAAAAGUCUGACUCUGGAAAAGCACAAUUUAGGAUAUACCCCAAACAGCUGAACUUUCAGAACAAAGAUGACAUCAUUGCCACAUUCCACAGUCAGCCCAGCAAUCCCAAAGUUUACAUUCAGUAUCCUGAUAGAAGAGAAGAAAUUCAGAAGAAGAAGAUCAAUGUGCUGACAUACAAGAUCAUCCUUCCAGAUGAUGUCCAAUCAGGGACUAUCAACUUUGCCAUUUAUGAUGAAGGCAAAUGCCUGGGUAUACAGGGUGUGGACUUCUUGACCCAGUUAGAUGAGCUGACCGCCCUCUUACAAGUAACCCUAACCCCUCUGUCCCUCCUGAGCAGUGCUCUGGGUGUGGACAGUGCUAACACUGAGGCAGUUGACCAGGCACUGUCUGAAAUGUUCCAAAAGGCUAUGCCUGAGCAGGGAAUGCUAGGACUGUUCCAGUCUUAUCGACAGCAGCAGGAAGAGAAAAGCAGCAAAGAACUCCCAACCCUCAUUCAUUUCGCUGCCAAAUUUGGACUCAAGGAGCUGUGCAACCUCCUUUUGAGUUGCCCGGGCGCGAGGGAGGCCUUCCACGUAGAGAAUUGCGAUGGCGACUAUCCAAAUUUGAUAGCUGAGAAAGCAGGUCAUGAAGAACUGGCUGAGUUGAUGGAGGAGUUUAUUUCAACUGAAGAAGUGGUUGAUGACAUAUAUAUGACAAUGCAUGGUGGAAGACAUAUGUAUGAUGACAUGAAGUACAUAAGAGGCAAUGCUGGUUAUGAUCGUCCAUUUCCUGUGGCUAUUCCACUUGGUUCCCCAGAGGUGUACUCUGAUGUCCCUGAUGCCAGUGGCUCCCCUGUCAUCCCAGGCUACAUAUCAAUGAGAGGACAUUCACCUUCGAGUUCGCCCACCAUGCCUCCUCCUUCCUCUCUGCCUCCUACUCUGGCAACAGUGGCGCCGCCUGCAGGUGACCCACCUCUGCUGCCACCUGGACGGCCAGGCUCUCUGAAGAGUCCAGACGUAGACUAUGAGUAUGCUGACACUCAGUUUGGAGCUGCCAGUAGUGCAACCCUUCCUAUCAUGUCCAAAAUGGCGUCAGAGCCAUCUGGUGGCAUAAUGGCUGUGCAACAAAGGAGAGGUCCAGUCUCCCUGGUCAGUCCAGAGUCCAACAGUCUCCAGCAACUGAAGGACAUCCAGGAGGAGUUCAAGAGAGGCGACCUCAGCAUGGAGGACGUGACGCUCCUGUUUGAAGACUGGAAUAAGAGAUACGCAAGUCCACCAAAAUCCUUUAAGGAAAGAAAGGAUAUGUUGCAAGAAUUCAAGAACCAAAAUCAAAAAGCAAUGGAAAAGUGUGAUAAGACCAAGAAAUCCAUGUUUAAUGUGUUUACUAAGAAGAAAAGCAAGCCGAGUCUCCCUACAAUUGAAAAGUUAGCAUCAGCAUCAAGUCUAGAGAUCAGGAACAUAACAAAGGUAGACAUGCAGCAGAAGUUUACCAGAGGCCUGCAACAGGACCGAGUUAGCACAUCCAGCAACAGCAGUACUUCUUCCGACGACUCGCGCUCCAGUGUUCGUGACAGUGGCUCGUACAGUAGUGAAGAGGUACAUGGCACAGAUCCCCCAAGAUGGGGUCACCCUUCUACUGAAAAAACUAGACUAUCAGAGAGUAUUGGAGAUCCAAUGGCGCCAAUCGAAGAGGAACAGUGUUCCCCCCAAGCUUCAGGGAAAGAAGCAAGUCACAGACAAUCAGCUGAAAAGCUACAGAAAUUGAUGGAAACGGACAUUUCCCUGCCCAUUCCUCCUAGACCCCCCAAACCUGGAGUCAAAUCCCCCAUGCCCCCUCACAUUCCCAAGAAACCUGCACCACCACCAAAAGAUCUCAAACCUCAGCUACACACCCAAUCAGACACCACUUCACCCCCGGUACCUGCUAGACCUACACCCUCACCACCCACAACUACGUCACUGUCACCAGAACAAGCACCGCCACCUCCUGCCAAGCCCCAAGUCAGGGCAAGAAUGUCACCAACCCCCUUCGCAACCACAAAUCCUGCAGAGGGCAGCACAGUAGUUGAGCAGACGACAGGUGCUGUGAGGAGUCCUGCCUCACCUCGGAGACCUAGGGGUGGAGGCUACGAUGAUGUUAUUAAGCAAAUGUUCUCAAAGAACAUAGUCAAAGGAGUAAGAAGUGGUGAAGAAGAAGCACCAGAGCAGACGGAGAGUGCAGUCAAGGAGCCAGUAGAGGAGAAUUAUGAUGACAUUCCCAGCAUGCCAGCACCACCGCCACCGCCAGCGCGUCCACCAAAACCAAAACGAUUCUAGGAAAUUUCCUAAAGACUGUUUGAAAGUAUUGGUUGCAAAAAAUGCUGCAUAUAUGUGAAGAUGCUGUAGUCUUUGCAGUCUUCC
Lingula anatina is the source of this 4586-nucleotide messenger RNA. RefSeq lists its product as uncharacterized. Gene Ontology annotation, cellular component: cytosol. Gene Ontology annotation, molecular function: fibroblast growth factor receptor binding; transmembrane receptor protein tyrosine kinase adaptor activity. NCBI's taxonomy places the organism in Eukaryota, Metazoa, Brachiopoda, Lingulata, Lingulida, Lingulidae. The record is from RefSeq and is a predicted model, not a curated record.